CUUUGUGGCUGCCUAUGAGGAUUUGACGAGCGAGGUGCCUGAAGUUAUGGAGGAUGCUAUUUCAGAGAUUGCUAGGAUGUCAGCUCGCUACCUGGAUCUCACCCCGCCUCCAAGAAAUUCUUCGCUAUCAUUGGGUUUACGGGAUUUGAAUAUUAAGGAUAAGAAAAAGCAAAGCGGAAAUCAGCAGGAAGAGUUUUUUUAAAUGACAAGAUCUAUCAAGAAAGGCAACACAUCAAGAAACAAAGCACACAUCAUCAGAUUCUUUAUCAACUCUACUAGCUGAACAAAUGAGCAAGAAGGGGUAUUUUUGGUACGGAAACGAGUACGUACAUACAGAAGCAAGCAUGAACACAGAUGGAAAUUUGAGCAACAAAAAAUUGAGAGUAUAAUCGAGCUUACACAAAUUGAGAAAUAUGCAUAACUUAACAGCCUGAGAAAUUGAUCAAACGGAAGAGACGACGAUGCUGAGUUGGUUCAGAAAAGGCAAGAAGAAGAAUGAGGGCGGAGGAUAUAGGAAGGAUAGGCCGCCUGAAGAUGACUGCUGCCCCAUUUGCUUUGAUGACUUCCACGUUCCUUGCCGGACUAACUGCGGCCAUUGGUUUUGCGGCAGCUGCCUUCUUUGGCUUUCGAGAUUCAUGGCAAAUUUCCGUCUGUUCAUAUGCCCUAUGUGUCAAUCCUGUGUAUAUAAACUUGUUCCCCACUCACCUGUACUGAUUCAGCCAGGAAGAGAAGAAGUUGGUGAGAUCCUCGGAGAGAUCAAGCAAUUUAAUUGUGUUGACGAGUCAGGAAGAGAACUUGAUGAGAUCCUUGCAGAGAUGGAGCGAAAUCGUCGUGAAAACGAGGCCAGGAGGUUUCGCUUCUUCAUGCUAUGUUCUUAUGCUGAAGCUUUUGUUCUGCCGAUAGAGGAAGAGCUCCUGAUUGAAGUGGUGGAUUUUAUGCUUGGCGCAAUGUGGUUGAUAAUUCUGCUGACGCAAUCUUUCUAUGUAAUAGAGGACUUCCUUUAUUGGUCAAAUGAAGGGAUUGAAUUCCGAGUAAUUCAAAUACUGAGAUGUGCUCUGCUUGUACUUGGUAUUUGGAUGAGUAGGCGACAUCUGCGGCGGGAUAGAAUUUGAGGCAAUUUGUCUGAAUAGAAUGGAGAUCGAUUAUGGAUUUUGUUGCAGGAAUGUGUUUUUGUGAAAAUUCAAAUGCUUGAUGUGGAUAGUGAUUUUCUUUGUCUUGUCCAACAACAACUCAUCAUUUGGAGCU
Molecule: messenger RNA, 1245 nt
Organism: Salvia hispanica
Lineage: Eukaryota; Viridiplantae; Streptophyta; Magnoliopsida; Lamiales; Lamiaceae
Source: RefSeq, a predicted model, not a curated record